AUGGAGCAGAGGAGGCAGAGCUGUGGUCUGGAGGAGGGAGUGAGUCAUGAGUCACUGUGUCCCAGUCCCUGUGUCCCAGUCCCUGUGUCUCAGUCCCUGUGUCCCAGUCCCUGUGUCCCAGUCCCUGUGUCUCAGUCCCUGUGUCCCAGUCCCUGUGUCCCAGUCCCUGUGUCUCAGUCCCUGUGUCCCAGUCCCUGUGUCCCAGUCCCUGUGUCUCAGUCCCUGUGUCCCAGUCCCUGUGUCCCAGUCCCUGUGUCCCAGUCCCUGUGUCUCAGUCUCUGUGUCUCAGUCCCUGUGUCCCAGUCCCUGUGUCUCAGUCCCUGUGUCUCAGUCCCUGUGUCCCAGUCCCUGUGUCUCAGUCCCUGUGUCUCAGUCCCUGUGUCUCAGUCCCUGUGUCCCAGUCCCUGUGUCUCAGUCCCUGUGUCCCAGUCCCUGUGUCCCAGUCCCUGUGUCUCAGUCCCUGUGUCUCAGUCCCUGUGUCCCAGUCCCUGUGUCUCAGUCCCUGUGUCCCAGUCCCUGUGUCCCAGUCCCUGUGUCUCAGUCCCUGUGUCCCAGUCCCUGUGUCCCAGUCCCUGUGUCCCAGUCCCUGUGUCUCAGUGGUUCUAG
Molecule: messenger RNA, 606 nt
Organism: Knipowitschia caucasica
Lineage: Eukaryota; Metazoa; Chordata; Actinopteri; Gobiiformes; Gobiidae
Source: the annotation of a GenBank genome assembly